Messenger RNA from Apus apus (common swift), 4646 nucleotides. It is a transcript of the gene GPR155, whose product is annotated as G protein-coupled receptor 155. NCBI's taxonomy places the organism in Eukaryota, Metazoa, Chordata, Aves, Apodiformes, Apodidae. The transcript is spliced from 16 exons. The record is from RefSeq and is a predicted model, not a curated record. Gene Ontology annotation, cellular component: membrane. Gene Ontology annotation, biological process: transmembrane transport; intracellular signal transduction. Bases 286 to 2853 code for a protein of 855 amino acids.
GUGGGGCGCUGCCCGGCCUGGGGCAGGGGGGAGCGGGCCGUGGGGCGCUGCCCGGCCCCGGGGCCAGCCCCGCCGGCUGCUGGGCCUGCCGCAAGCGCGGGGCGGGCCGGGGCGGGCCAGCCCUCCCCCUGCCAGGCUUCGGUACAGGCGGCCUCGGCCUCGGGGAGGUUCUCACCUUGGCGGAGCACGAAUCCUCUACUCGUACCUUGUGCGGAGGCGCCCGCCGAAAGCCAAGUAGAUGAGAUCAUUUCAUGCUCUUUUUUUUGGAAGAGGUGGUCAAAGGAAAUGGAUAGCUAUUCAGACUUCAGUGAGAACCUCUCAUCUUCAGCUAAUAUGUCUAUUUCUUUGCCUGGACAAGUUGGACUCAAUGCCACCAGUGGUACUCCUUCUAUGUCAAUAAGCAGGCUUUUCCCAGCCCUGUUAGAAUGCUUUGGUAUAAUCCUUUGUGGCUAUGUAGCUGGAAGAGCCAACAUUAUCACAUCAACUCAGGCCAAAGGACUGGGAAAUUUUGUGUCCCGUUUUGCACUCCCAGCUCUUCUAUUCAAAAACAUGGUGAUACUUAACUUUUCUAAUGUGAAUUGGUCCUUCCUGUACAGUAUUUUAGUUGCCAAAGCUGCUGUGUUUUUCUUAGUGUGUGUUUUAACACUGUUGGUAGCCAGUCCUGAGAACAGAUUUAGCAAAGCAGGUUUGUUCCCUAUUUUUGCUACACAAAGCAAUGACUUUGCACUGGGAUAUCCAAUAGUUGAAGCUUUAUAUCAAACCACUUACCCAGAAUAUCUCCAGUACAUUUACCUAGUGGCUCCAAUCUCUCUUAUGAUGCUAAACCCUCUUGGGUUUAUCUUCUGUGAAAUCCAGAAGUGGAGGGAUAAUCGCACUGUGUCACAGAGCAAAACCAAAAUAGUGGGCCUAGCACUCCUUCGAGUUUUGCAGAAUCCAAUUGUGUUCAUGGUCUUCAUAGGAAUUGCCUCAAACUUUGUUCUUGGCCAGAAAAUUCCUGAAUAUCUUGAAAGCUUCCUUGAUGGACUGGGCAGUUCAUUUUCUGGCUCUGCACUUUUUUACCUUGGACUAACUAUGGUGGGACAAACAAAAAAGCUGACAAAGGGUAUGUUUGUUGCACUGAUCCUUCUCAUCACAGCUAAACUACUUAUGAUGCCAUUUCUCUGUAGAGAAAUGGUGGAACUCUUGGACAAGAGUGACAGCAUAGUCAACCACACCAGUUUAUCAAACUAUGCAUUUCUUUAUGGAGUUUUUCCAGCAGCACCUGGUGUCGCAAUAUUUGCCAGUCAAUUUAAUAUGGAAGUAGGAAUUAUUACCUCAGGCAUGGUGAUUAGCACUUUUGUGUCUGCACCUAUUAUGUAUGUUUCUGCAUGGCUGUUGACCAUUCCAUCUAUGGACCCCAACCCACUGGCAUCUGCACUCCAAAAUGUUAGCUUUGACAUAAGUAUUGUCAGCCUCGUCUCUCUGAUCUGGUCCCUUAUUAUUGUUCUUCUGAGUAAGAAAUAUAAACAGCUUCCUCAUAUGAUUACAACAAAUCUACUUGUUGCUCAGUUUAUUGCUUGCAUUGGAAUGGUGGCGUGGAAUUUCAUUAUUAAAGAGAAGGACAUCACCAUGCAGAUCCUAGUAUUUAUAUUCCUCUACAGCUCACUUUAUAGCACCUAUCUGUGGACAGGUUUUCUGUCGUUCUCUUUGUUUCUCUUGAGGAAGAGUGAAACAGUAAAGAUUCCCAUUGGGUUUAUUAUCAUAGCUGGAUGGGGAAUCCCAACACUUCUGGUGGGAAUCUUACUAAUUGUUGGUGAACGUAACAGCACUGGUAUUGACUCUGCCUUUUUCUAUGGAAAAUACCAGAUAAUUACCACAGCAGUGAUCCUGUUCAUCAGUAUAUUGAUGUCAGGUAUCUCACUGAUGUGCAUGAACAGAAAUAGGCAAGAGUCAAGCUAUGAGGUGUUGAACCCAUAUUCACCACGUAGCCAGGUGGAGGAGGUUGAAGUGGAAAGGAAGGAGAGGAAUAGAGUUUCAACUGCUGUCCUUCAGCAUUCUGCAGGAUCUUCUGCACAGCCUUCUCCAGAAUCUCCUGCACAGCCAUCUGCAGAAAAAGGUUGCUGUUCUUGUCAAACAACAAAUGGUGAAUUAUCCUGUGCUGGAGAGAGCAAAGCAGUGUCAACUGCUGUUGAAAGCAAGGUUCCUCCAAUUGAGACAGCUGAUCAGUGUGUGAAUCAUUGCAGUGCUCAGACCUGCAUAUUGGCUCAGGAAGAACAGCUUCUGCAGACUGGAGACAAGCAGCUGGCCAGACAUGUGCUGCUCUGCAUGCUUCUUAUUGUUGGCCUGUUUGCUAAUCUUUCCAGUUGUUUAUGGUGGCUGUUCAACCGAGAGCCUGGGAGGCUGUAUGUAGAAUUGCAGUUCUUCUGUGCUGCCUUUAAUUUUGGUCAGGGCUUCAUAUGCUUUGGUAUUUUUGGCUUAGAUAAGCAUUUAAUCAUUCUACCAUUCAAGCGAAGACUUGAAUUUUUAUGGGGAGGCAGAGAAGCAGCAGGGCAUACAGAUCCCUCUGUACCUGAGGAAAUCAGGAUGACCUGUCAACAGUUUGUUCGUUAUCAUAGAGAUCAUUGUGUCAAAAGUAUUGUCAGAGGCAGAAGGUGUGGUGCAAAGAUCUCCCCUGGCAUCUUCUUUGGCUGUGACCUGGUGAACUGGCUCAUGCAAGUUGGCCUUGCCUCCGACCGUGGUGAAGCUGUGAUGUAUGGAGACAGACUGAUGAAAGGAGGCAUCAUCCAGCACAUUACGAAUGAAUUUGAGUUCCGGGAUGAAUAUUUGUAUUACCGCUUUCUUCCUAAGAGAUCAGCUGCAGCUGAGAGCCACUGACCUGGGCACUGCAGGCAGAGGACAGGCAGUUAGGGGUGAAUGUGACCACCUCCCCUGCCAUCACCACUGAAACUGGAAGUAUUUCUCUCAGGACUCUAAGAGAAUUGUGUUAUUCUCUCUUGCAACGUUAAGAGAUGCAGUUCUACUUGUGUCUAUUCUGAAGGAAAUGGUAGCAAUUCAUAUCUACUGAGCAUUCCAACCAGAAUGCAACUUGAACAAGACAAAAUGCUCUGGAUUUAGAGCAUUUUUUUCCAUUUUGAGCAAAACAAUAGGAAAAUGCGAAGUGUAACUGUCAUAUUAUAGAGACGUUACAACAGCAACUUCAGUGACUGGUGCCACAAUGAAAAAAACCCAUGAAUGAGGGGUAUUUUUCAUGUUAAUGUAUGUUUUCCGUAUUUUAGUGUGAUUAAAUAUUGAUUCCUAUUUACAGUCAGGCUUUCCCCUCACUUCACAAAAAUAGGAUUUCUUCUACCCCAGUUUUUACCACUCUACCACCAGGAACUUUUCCUAGCUGUUUACAGCUUGGAUCAGGUGGUUUUCUCUCUUGAAGGGAAUUUCCUCUCUUUUUAAAAGUAGAAUUGUUGUGAAGAUUGUUUCAAUGUUAGAGGAUUAAAGCUGAGGAAGUAUUGAGUGGCAUAAAUAAUGGCUUUGUACAAAUUUACCAAAUCUUAAAAGGCUAUAAAAAUACCCACUGCUUCCCCCCGCCCCCCCCCCAAUUAGGAAAUUGAAUAACAGAAUUACAUAAACAAUUCUGGAUUUUUGCCUUACAGAGUUAAUAAUAGCUUUGUCAAGAGCAGAUUUUUUUAACCUUCUGAAAUUAGCAUUUCCAGUUCAAUUCAGAAGUGCCAGCCUCAAAUAAAGAUGUUAUAGAAGCCUUUGAUACCUGUGCAAAUGUUAAAAAUUUUAUCAAAUCAUAAAACCUUUUAAAUUAAAUACAAUUACUAGUAAAUCUUACUAUAUAAUAAGAAUCCUAACUGAACACCCAACUUACGGUUUGGAGUAGCAGAAGAUCCUAAAAUUAUAGUAUUGGUUGCCUAACACAGGUUUCUAACAAGCCUCGGGUAUCCUCCAAUGUUCAAAUAGCUACUCUAGUAUUAUUCAGAUUCCUGUGCACUGAAAGCAGAAUCCAAGAAUCUUCUGCAGUAUUUUGAAAAGGUUAAAGACAAACUGUAGUAUCUGAUAGCCAUUAUGCUGCCCUUUUAAAACUGCAAGAACAGCAUUUAUAUGUCUAGAUAAACAUUUUAUAUAGUGAGGGAAGGGAACCCAGGUAUUAAAAAACAAUUAUUUGCUCAAGCAUAUGAAUAACUCUUCUCAUCCUUUUUUAAAAAGUAUUUUCCUUUUUUUUUUUAAUACAUAGAUUUUUGUUAUAGCUACUUGUACAUUUACUUUGUACUAAGAAUUAAGUUAUUUUAGCAGCAUUAACUACUUUUCAAGAAACAGUUGAUUUAUGGUAGCUAUAAUUCCACAUGAGACUUAUAUUGGAAAAAUAAUUCCUUUUACUGUCAGCCUUACUGCACUUCUGCAGUGUGCACAGAAACAUAACUGCAUCCUACUGCAUAUGUAUGCUGUACAAAUUGGCAUAUUUUAAUGUUUUCCAGCAACAAAAUAAUUGACAUUUGUAUCUAGCUGUGGCCACAAGGGAAAAAAAAGAAAAAGUGUAUUUCCAUUACAACUGCUGAAAACAGCUACAUCAAGUAUUUUUGAAUAAUCAGAUAUAUGUGACUUAAGAGCAGAAGCUGUAUGUCUAGCUUCUAAAUAUUGUAACUUGUCAAUAAAUCUGUUACUUCAUUUCA